AUGUUGGUCGCCCCUUCACUGAACGAUGCGGUCUUCAAGGACACUGUAGCAAAGCACGGCUCGUUUCCCGUGCGGGCAAGCGAGCGGAGCGCGUACGUCAUUGAUGGCUUGGCUGCCGGGCAGGCUUACGAUGUGUUCUUCGUCAUCGAGGGUCUGAAAGGCGUGCGCUCCCCCCUUCCGAUCAAUGACGAUCUGGAGAGUGACACCUGGUAUCAGGUAUCAGCGGUGUCCGAGCGCGCGGAGGGCGUUUACAGCCAGCCAGCCUACGCCGUAGCCAAGACCCACCGAGAGCCGGCAAGAGUACUCGACUGGAAAGCCACGCCAGUUCAUGGCUCUACCGAUUCCCUAUCAUUGCUGAUAAGGCUGGACUGCUCCUCAGCACCCACACACGAGGCUUGCGGGACUUUGAGAUAUGAAGUGACCGAAAAGCCGCCCAAGGGAUCCCCGGCGAACGCCAAGCCUCGCCAAGUUGCUCAAGGCACGGCGGUGGUUGCUGAUGGACGCUUAACACCUCAUGUGGUAUCCGGGUUGUCGCCCGGAAAGGCCCACUCGAUUUCAAUGGCGAUCGAGACUCCGGGCUCCAACGGGGCGUACGGUCCGACCAUGGAGGUGGCCGCGACUACAUUCCCGCGCGCACCCAGGCUCGUCACGCUAGACGCAGCGAGGUCUGACACCGAGGCGUCGACCGUGAUUGUGCGAUACAAACUUUCCGAGCCUGGUGUGGUGCAUGUCAGUCUCGUCGAGAGGGUAGGCCACCCCUUGGCCUUGAUCGGGACCAUGAUCGGGAACCAACAUGGCGUGGGCUUUUCUGUGGAAGUGGGCAUGUCAGCAGGCGACGAGGAGGAGGAGGACGGAUCCGACUCAGCCUUGGAAGGAUCACAGGUUUCGUCGCGUACAUUUAACAACUAG
Messenger RNA from Ectocarpus siliculosus, 909 nucleotides. The record is from the annotation of a GenBank genome assembly. NCBI's taxonomy places the organism in Eukaryota, Phaeophyceae, Ectocarpales, Ectocarpaceae.